Oncorhynchus masou masou (cherry salmon) is the source of this 417-nucleotide messenger RNA. Its product is annotated as noelin-3-like. Gene Ontology annotation, biological process: signal transduction. The record is from RefSeq and is a predicted model, not a curated record. The transcript is spliced from 3 exons. Lineage: Eukaryota; Metazoa; Chordata; Actinopteri; Salmoniformes; Salmonidae. The annotation marks the transcript as partial.
AUGAAGAUGGAGAAUCAGAUGAAAGGGCUCCAGACCACGCUCAGACAGAUAGAAGACGACAGGAAGACCAUUAUAACCAGGAACUUCCAGGAGCUGAAGAACAAGAUGGAUGAGCUGCAGCCUCUGAUCCCUGUGUUGGAGCAGUACAAGACAGACGCCCAGCUCAUCUCCUCCUUUAAAGAGGAGAUCAGGAACCUGUCUAUGGUGCUCACAGCUAUUCAGGAGGAGAUGGGGGCAUACGACUAUGACGAGCUCUACCAGAGGGUCCUCAGACUGGACAGCAGGCUGCACAACUGCAUGGGCAAACUCACAUGUGGGAAAUUAAUGAAAAUCACUGGACCUGUAACAAUAAAGACAUCUGGCACCCGGUUUGGAGCAUGGAUGACUGACCCACAGGCCUCUCAUAGGAACAACAGG